This is a messenger RNA of Westerdykella ornata, 2357 nucleotides long. RefSeq lists its product as uncharacterized. Gene Ontology annotation, molecular function: FAD binding. Bases 357 to 2357 code for a protein of 666 amino acids. NCBI's taxonomy places the organism in Eukaryota, Fungi, Ascomycota, Dothideomycetes, Pleosporales, Sporormiaceae. The transcript is spliced from 6 exons. The record is from RefSeq and is a predicted model, not a curated record.
CCACCAACUCGUUCCCUCUUACGUCUGUGUUCCUGAAACCGCCAGUUCAGUUAUAUCAGUAUAUCGGAAUAUAUCACAGCCAGAGGCAUCCAUAAGCUGACUGUAGUGCAACCCUCCAAGGCGAGCACGGCUUGGCGAACUGUGGGGUAACCGGAUCUUCCAUGUGGGGACUGCGCUUCCAACUCCGAUGUCUCUUGCCGUUCUUCCUUAGGAUAUUCACUAGUACUGGAGUUUAUCUAGGACCUCGGCUCUGGCUUGCGUUCUGUUCUUUCUUACAUUUUCCACUCCUACAUGUCGUCUUUAUUACCCGAAUUUAGGUCUAUACAACCAACUAUAGCUUUGCGACGUCAGAGAAGAUGACCGUGACAGAGCUGACAGAAUCAACUUGCGAUGUCUUGAUUAUCGGAGCGGGUCCAGCUGGCUUAAUGCUGGCAACAUGGAUGGCACGAUGCGGCAUCAAUGCUCGAAUUAUCGACAAACGUAGCACCAAGAUCUUCUGUGGGCAGGCUGAUGGCUUGCAAAUACGGAGUCUGGAGAUCUUCGACAGCUUUGGCUUUGCAGACAGAGCUGUCAAAGAGGCAAAUCAUUUGCUCGAGUUCUGCAUGUGGAAUCCGGGCAGCGAUGGCGUUAUACGGCGUUCUGAUCGCAUUCCUGAUGUCAUGGUUGGACUUUCGCGCUUCACAGAGAUUGUCCUCCACCAAGGACGCAUCGAACGGUUCUUCCUGGAUCACAUCAAGAAGCACUCCAAUGACUCUAUUCGCGUUGAACGAGGCGUAAUACCGGAGACUCUUUCUUUCAACGAGGAGAUAUUAGAUGAUCAUUCCCAAGAUUCGUACCCGAUUUCAGUAAAGCUGAGAUACCUGACGGAAGAGGAGGCAACUCCAGCACAGAGUAAAGGCAGCGCAACCAGAGAUGGACUCUUCCGAAGCAACCUCGCCGAAGAUGAUACUGAUGAGCUAAUCCGGAAGAGUAAAGAGAAGGACGGGACUUCGGAACUGGUGAGGGCCAAGUACGACGUUGGCUGCGAUGGUGCGCACAGCUGGACAAGAAAACAGUUGGGCUUCCAGCUGGAAGGAGAACCAACCGACUUCAUAUGGGGUGUAUUAGCAGAUAUCAUCCCCAUAACCGACUUCCCUGACAUCCGCAUGAGGACAGCCGUCCAUAGCGCCUCUUCGGGGUCUCUCAUGGUCAUUCCGAGAGAAUCCAAGCUGGUCCGACUUUACAUCCAGCUGAUCGAGGUCAAACCAGAUGCCUCUGGCCGUGCUGAUCGGAGCAAGAUCACCCCGGAGGUUAUCAUCAAGGCCGCUCAGAAGAUCAUCGCUCCGUACAGUCUGACCUACGAGUACUGUGACUGGUGGACAGCGUAUCAGAUUGGGCAGCGUGUGGGCACGAAUUUCGACUACAGAAGCCGUGUGUUUCUGGCUGGAGAUGCAGUACACACCCACUCCCCUAAAGCCGGGCAGGGUAUGAAUGUCAGCAUGCAGGAUGCCUACAAUCUGGGCUGGAAACUCGGCUUGGUCGCCAAAGGAAUAGCGAAACCGGACAUCCUCAAAACAUAUCAAUCCGAGCGGAGGCGUAUAGCUCAGGAUCUCAUCGACUUCGACCAUAAGUUCUCCCGCUUGUUUUCUGGGCGGCCUGCUAAGGACAUCUUGGAUGAGACAGGCGUCAGUAUGUCGGAGUUCAAAGAGGCAUUCGUCAAGGGAAAUCUCUUUGCCACGGGACUCUCCGUCGACUAUGGAGCCAGCAUGCUGGUAGCCAAAGACGGCGAUGCGGCCGAUCAAGGUGAUGGCACAAAAGUGUCCACUACCAACCCCACCAAAGUUGUCUGCAGGCAGGAUCUGGCUACCAAUAUCAGGCUGGGGAUGCGAUUUCCAUCGUUCAAGGUGCUUAACCAUGCAGACGCCAGACCAUGGCAUUUCCAGACGAAAUUGAAAAGCGAUGGACGCUUCCGCCUUAUCGUGUUCGCUGGAAAUGUUCUUUCUCCUGUGCAGAAGUCGAGGCUCGACGGCUUCUGCAAAUUUCUCGACAGCUCUUCAUUUAUACGACCGCAUCUUCACAAGCAUAUCGCUAUCCUCACGCUGCAUUCGUCCAAGCGGAUGGAAACAGAACUUCAAAGAGAUUUCCCGGAAGUUUUGCAUCCGUUUGAUGCACAUACAGGAUGGGACUAUGACAGCGUGUUCGUUGACGAUGAGAGCUACCACGAAGGCCAUGGAGAAGCAUAUAAGGGAUAUGGAGUCGACAAGGAAACUGGGUGUGUUGUUAUCACCAGGCCCGAUCAAUAUGUGGGAUUCAUUGGAAGCCUGGACGAGGAUGGACGUGCGGGUGUAGAGGAGUACUUCAAGGGGGUCUUUGUGUAA